This is a messenger RNA of Penicillium bovifimosum, 2478 nucleotides long. RefSeq names its product serine/threonine protein kinase CLA4. Bases 1 to 2478 code for a protein of 825 amino acids. The transcript is spliced from 2 exons. The record is from RefSeq and is a predicted model, not a curated record. Gene Ontology annotation, biological process: protein phosphorylation; intracellular signal transduction; regulation of MAPK cascade. Gene Ontology annotation, molecular function: protein serine/threonine kinase activity; ATP binding. Lineage: Eukaryota; Fungi; Ascomycota; Eurotiomycetes; Eurotiales; Aspergillaceae. Gene Ontology annotation, cellular component: cytoplasm.
AUGUACUCGGAGAACCAGUUUAUGAAUCCGGGGCCAGCUCCCCGCCCCCCUACCGAACGACCCCCCAAGUUGACUCUACCUACCACAACCGCCGCCUUCGGUCAGAUGAGCUUGGACUCACCGAGCACUCCGGGUCCAGCGGCCGCCAACCUUUCGCUGUUCCCUAGCCCCAGCACUUCCUCGUUGGGUUCGGGUCGGAGCAAUAGCGGCCAAAAUGGCAUCUCGAUCAUCAAAGAAGGCACUGUCCGCUGCAAAGAAGACAAGUUCCUGGCAACCUGGAAUACCCGUUUUUUGAUUUUGCGCGAGUACAAGCUGGAAUUCUUGAAGAGCGAUAGUGGCAAGGUAGUGAUUACCUUCCCUCUCUCCACCGUCACCAAUGUGGGCCGCUCCGAGGAUUCCAAGAUGGCUUUUGAGAUUACUCGUCUAGCCAACCCAAAAGAUGCGAACUCCAAAGCUGCCCUACUGGCGCGCGACUUACCAACCAAGACCAUCACCUGUGAGGUCAAGUCCGAAGAUGAAAUCUACGAGUGGAUUGACAAGAUCUACGAGCGUUGCCCUGGAAUGGGUGGUGUCAGCAACCCCACCAACUUCAGUCAUCGGGUUCACGUCGGCUUUGAUCAACACACAGGCGCCUUUGUCGGCUUGCCGCCAGAGUGGGAGAAGCUUCUCACAUCCUCGGCCAUCACGAAGGAAGACUACAAGAAGAACCCACAGGCAGUUAUCGAAGUCCUCGAAUUCUACUCAGAUAUCAAGAUGCGCGAGCAGAAUCCGGGAUACUUCCCUACAACGAACAGCCCCAACGGGAAAUCUAACGCAUAUGGCAGUAGCAUGGGUAAUUCUAUUGCCCCCCCACGUCCCGCCCCGCCAGGACCUAUGCAGCGCCUCGAUAGUGGCCAGUCGAAGCAAUCUGAGUCGGACCGCGCGCUGGAGCACCAGCAGAAAGCCGAACGAAUGAAGGAAUUGGCUGAGCAAGGGCGUCGCCGGCUGGAGGAGGAAGCUCGUCGCGACAAGGAAGAACAAGAUGCUUACAAUGCAUCCAUUCCGAAGAGCCGUCCUCCUAUGGCUCAGCAGGAGAUUGGUGGAUAUGGGGGCGAUGACCCAUCGCAGAACAGCCGCUACCAACCAAGCCGCCCGGCUCCUCAGGCGCCAGGUUCUCGCCAGCAAGACCCCCGGCAGCUCACCGCACAGCGUCCCGCGCCCGCGCCACCCUCACAGAGUCCUUACGGCCAGGGCACGCCCCGCGCACCCGGUGCUCCUCGGACUGAUGACCGCCAUGGUCCCUCAACGUCCCGCUAUCCUCCCAAUGACCUUCGGGCUCCUGGAUCGUCGAGUCGCCAUCAGCCAAAUGGUUCCAAAGGACAGGCCGGACCCCCACCGACGCGCCUGCCAGCUCCUGUUCAGGCUGUAAAGCCACUGAACAUUGCCAACAAGCAAAAUGGAAACAAGCAGCACGUCCCCGACGGCGUUCGUCAAGCGGAGGCUGCGCUCAGCAAAAAGGCAGACUCGCCGCGUCAGAAGGAGGUGCGCAUGUCGGCCAUGUCAGAGAACGAGGUCAUGGAUCGCCUGCGGGCAGUUGUUUCCAGGGACAAUCCGAACGACUCGUACGCCAAGCAACGCAAGAUUGGCCAGGGUGCAUCUGGAUCCGUGUAUGUGGCGCGAGUUAAAGAAGGCGCCACUUCCGGCGUCGCCCGUGAACUAUACCGGACCUACGGCGCGCGCUGCCAAGUGGCCAUCAAGCAGAUGGAUCUGCGUAGCCAGCCCCGCAAGGAGUUGAUCGUCAACGAAAUCAUUGUCAUGAAAGACAGCCAACACCCGAACAUUGUCAACUUCCUCGACUCAUUCCUGCAGGAAUCAAGCAAUGAGCUCUGGGUUGUUAUGGAGUUCAUGGAGGGCGGUGCCCUGACUGAUGUGAUUGACAAUAACCAGAAUAUCAGUGAAAACCAGAUCGCCACAAUCUGUGCGGAGACUUGCAAGGGUUUGGCCCAUCUACACGGCCAAAAUAUCAUUCAUCGUGAUAUUAAGAGUGAUAACGUGCUGCUCGACCGUGUCGGCCAUGUCAAGAUCACCGAUUUCGGUUUCUGCGCCAAGCUCACGGAACAAAAGAGCAAACGUGCCACCAUGGUCGGAACCCCCUACUGGAUGGCACCCGAAGUGGUCAAGCAGAAGGAGUACGGCUCGAAGGUCGAUUGCUGGUCGCUGGGUAUCAUGGCCAUUGAGAUGAUUGAGUCUGAACCUCCCUACCUCAACGAAGAGCCCCUAAAGGCCCUCUACCUCAUUGCCACCAACGGCACCCCUCGCCUCAAGAAGCCCGAUAAGCUCUCCAGGGAACUCAAGAAUUUCUUGAGCGUCUGCCUUUGCGUCGAUGUCCGCAGUCGCGCUACUGCUGACGAGCUCCUCGCUCACGAAUUCCUCCAGACCGGGUGCAGCUUGAAUAGUCUGGCUGAGCUGCUUCGCUGGAAGAAGGCUAGUGGCCAGUAA